UAGAUGCUAUUUCGAAGUUUGGGAUCAGAAGAAGACUUAGGACCUGUCGAGGCAGAUCUGGGGAACACGAGUUAAGAGUUCAUUGUAGGAAACAUGGAGUAGUAGGAGUUGAAAUCCAUUCUUUUUUGAAGAUCUUUCACUGCUUCCUUGUAUCGAACCUAUUCGACCAACUAAGACCAUUGAUUAAUGGAGUUGCAAAUUUCCGAGCGGAAAAUGAUCUGUUACUGUACGGUGGAGCGACUAUGGCUAGGACUCUCUCAGUUUUCAGCACAGGGACUUGA
Molecule: messenger RNA, 281 nt
Organism: Auanema sp. JU1783
Lineage: Eukaryota; Metazoa; Nematoda; Chromadorea; Rhabditida; Rhabditidae
Source: the annotation of a GenBank genome assembly